GUACACACAAAGCAUACACUACCCUACACAGUACACACACACACACCUCCAUUCCUCGUAAAUUUCGCUUCCGUCAGCACGAAAGAGAGAGUUAUAGAAUGGCGUGAAAUAUUUCUUGUUUAUUCCACUGUCUCUCACUUUCCUGCAAACUUUUUCCCUCACUUUCUCGGGAAAAUUUCCGCAACCGAGUCUGGACGGUUUCCGAGGUCAAAUUAGACAGCCAAGACAUGUAUAAGAACCAAUUACAAGAGUUAGCUCAGAGAAGCUGCUUUAACCUACCAUCAUAUUCAUGCAUCCGGGAAGGACCAGAUCAUGCCCCUCGAUUCAAAGCUACUGUGAAUUUUAAUGGCGAAACUUUUGAAAGCCCUACCUUCUGCUCUACUCUAAGACAGGCAGAACAUGCUGCUGCUGAGGUAGCUCUGAACACACUUGCAGUAAGAGGCCCUUCUAGAGCGUUGGCUGCAAGAGUUCUGGAUGAAACGGGAGUUUAUAAGAAUUUGCUUCAGGAGACUGCUCACAGAGCUGGGUUAAAACUUCCUGUUUAUAGCACUGUUCGAUCUGGACCAGGCCAUGUUCCUGUUUUCUCAUGUACGGUUGAGCUUGCAGGAAUGAGCUUUACAGGUGAACCAUCUAGGACCAAGAAACAAGCUCAAAAAAAUGCUGCCAUGGCUGCUUGGUCUGCCUUAAAAAAAUUGCCUCAAAGUCACUUAUCUUCCCCUACUUCUCCAUCACUGGAGUCUAAAGCCAAUGAAGAACAGGAACAAGUGACCAUUGCUCGUGUUCUUGCAAGUUUACGACCAUCAGAGUCUAGUCAGUCUGCGGAAAAUUAUCACCGACGUGGUCAGCAAAGAUCCACUCCCGUCUUAUGGGGAUCAACCCAGCCAACCCCAAGCUUAUACCCUAUGCGAUGCCAGAACUGGGCAUACUCUAGUUUUUCCCCGGAGAUGGCCAUGUACCAAAUCUGGCAGCAAGAACAAUUUUUACAGCGGCAAAACCACCUGUUGGCACUUACCGUUCCAGCAGUUAGUCCAUCAGCUCCUCAGAUUUAUCCGUUUGUGCAAUCCAUGCUCCAGCCAGACCACUGUCUAUAUUUUCCAGGAAGAGAACUCGAGUCAAUCCCAAUGGGACCCAAAAUUACAAUUGCUACCUCAGGCCCAUCAUUCUGCUUCUCAAACCAUUUGGUUCCUAGUUCAAUCAGGGGCCGGUCCACGGUAACUAUUCAAGAGAUACAGGAGGAGAAAUCAGAAGAGUCAUCCAAGUACUCUCCAUCUCGAGUUCCUGAAGCCCCUAGUGUUGGCAACAGUGGUGGUACUGAACCGCAAAUCCCAGAAACAGUUCAGGGGGAUAACAAGCAGAGCUUUAGUGGGAUAGAAAGCAAAAUUAGAAAUCUUCAGCUAGAAGGGAACCAAACAGGACAAUUUGAAUAUGCUUCUCAUAGGAGCAUCGAUUCUGGAUUUAAGCCGAUUGAGUUUCAAUUACAAAACCCUUCAUGUAUGUACUCUUCUUGGCCUAAUCUCAGACCCCAAUAUCCACCAAGAGGAAGUUCCCACAGUACUUUUCGACCACCUUCAUCUGCAGGUGCUCCGGUGAGGAUCAAAACCGUACGCCCCAAUUCGUUGAUGGGAUUUAGACCACAAAACAUGUCAUCGCCUGGGGCUGCUCCGCCAAGAAUGCGAACCGGGGUUCCUUCAUGUUCAACCAGACCACCUGAAAGAUUGGACCUUGGAGGAGUGCCUCCUGCUUUCAUGGCACCAGCUGUUCGAAUCAGAUCGGUUGUGCCAGUCUGCUCAGCUCCACCGGUGAGAAAGAUGCCGAGCUCCGCUGCCGAUGGAGGAUCAGAAAACAAGGAAAGAAAGAUUUAGAACUGGAAGAUUUGUCAAGAGCAGGUUGAGAGUUCGGGAAGCCUAGGAUAUGAAAGUAGUAUAGAUACUAAAAGAACAAGAGUCUCUCUUUCUCUUGUAUUUUCACUAUGCAAAUUAUGGUGGUUUUUGAGAGGCCAUUAAUGCUUCAUAGUAAUUAGAAUAAAUGGCAGUUUGAUAAUCGGUGUAAAUGUGAAUUUUAUAUUGCUUGAGCUUUAUCAGUAUUGAUCCAUUUAUUUAUUUAUUUC
Messenger RNA from Alnus glutinosa, 2107 nucleotides. Its product is annotated as double-stranded RNA-binding protein 2-like. Bases 228 to 1862 code for a protein of 544 amino acids. Gene Ontology annotation, molecular function: double-stranded RNA binding. NCBI's taxonomy places the organism in Eukaryota, Viridiplantae, Streptophyta, Magnoliopsida, Fagales, Betulaceae. The record is from RefSeq and is a predicted model, not a curated record. The transcript is spliced from 4 exons.